This is a messenger RNA of Ornithodoros turicata, 1536 nucleotides long. Its product is annotated as galactokinase-like. Lineage: Eukaryota; Metazoa; Arthropoda; Arachnida; Ixodida; Argasidae. Gene Ontology annotation, molecular function: ATP binding; galactokinase activity. The transcript is spliced from 8 exons. Gene Ontology annotation, biological process: galactose metabolic process; carbohydrate phosphorylation. Gene Ontology annotation, cellular component: cytoplasm; cytosol. The record is from RefSeq and is a predicted model, not a curated record. The coding region runs from base 96 to 1280 and encodes 394 amino acids.
AGCAGUAGGAAAAGACAAAAAGUACUCGGCCACUGCGCUUGGGUGUUGCGGGGAACGGGACGGAACUUGAUAACCAUUGAUAACGUUUCAAUAGAAUGUUGGAAGUGCAGCGUUGCCCUCCAUUAGAGGAACUUGUGUCUUCCGCUAGCGAUAUAUUCCGUUCUAAUUUUAAAAUCGAGCCUACACAUUGCGCUUUCGCACCGGGUCGCGUGAAUCUAAUCGGCGAGCAUGUUGACUACUGCGAUGGAUUUGUGCUCCCCAUGGCCCUACCCAUGUACACGGUCGUGGUGGCUAGCCAAAGCGGUAAUUCUUCCUGCACUGUGGUCGCAGCCAGCCUACCCAAAGAGGAAACUGCACAUUUCAGUCUGCCAACCAGCCAGGAGCCACUGGUGCCUGGAGAUCCCUUCUGGAGCAACUAUGUGAAGGGAGUUGUGGCAAAUUUUCCUGGUAGCCUCUGCGGAUUUAAUGCGGUCGUCGUCAGUUCUGUUCCAAUUGGUGCUGGACUCUCCAGCUCUGCAGCACUUGAGGUGGCAACGUUCUGCAUGCUCGAAUCGCUCAUGGAAUCGCCCCUUCAAGUCAGCACUGUGGAGAAAGCGCUGUGUUGUCAGAGGGCAGAACAUCACUUCGCAAAGGUCCCGUGUGGAAUUAUGGACCAGUUCAUCGCAUUCAUGGGCCAACAAGACAAUGCUCUGCUUUUGGAUUGUCGGUCCCUGGAGGCGAGACAGGUCCCCCUGAUCGAUCCCUCCGUGAGCGUCCUCAUCAUCGACUCAAACGUCAAGCACAAAUUGUGCCAGGGUGAAUAUGCGAAACGACGCUCAGACUGUGAAGGAGCCAUCUCACUUCUUGGGAAAAGCCUUCGCGAUGCAACUGAGAAAGAAGUGCAAGAUCAUAAGGAACAGAUGACAGCAGAACAGUUUGCUGCUGCCCAUCACGUUGUCACUGAGAUCCACCGAACGACAACUGCAGCUCAAGCUUUGGAGUCUGGAAACCUCGUAGAAUUUGGCAGACUCAUGGCUGAGAGCCACACAUCACUGCGCGACGACUUUCGAGUGUCAUGCAACGAAGUGGACACGCUGGUAGAGCUCUGCCUCUCAAUCAAAGGCGUGUAUGGCUCACGUAUGACGGGUGCAGGCUUCGGAGGUUGCACCGUCACGCUACUCAAUACGGAGGUGCUUCAGCGGGUCAUAGAUCAUAUCGAGAACAACUACAAAGGUAGUCCAACAUUCUAUGUCUGCAAGCCGUCCCAUGGAGCCGCAUUCCACCAUUUGACACCCAAAUAGCUUUCUUGUUUUAUUUAGCGGGUCAGCUGUUGUAGACAAGGAAGAGAAGUAGUCAAGUAGAGCAAUUUACUCCAGUUAAUGCAAAGAGAAAUGAACAUAUGUAUGGAUGUUACAUAUAUGGCAUGAGUACAUCAUGCAUGCAGUAUCAUGAAGAGAUGAGAAAGUGGAGGAAAAUACAAAAAGUCAUGAAGAUAAGUGGUUCUUCGCUGUGUAUUGUUUGCAGCUAGUAAAUCCAGAAUAAAAUAGUCGUUCCCAA